AUGUUGUACAGAUCAGUGAGACUUUCUCUAAUUAUCUAUGGAUUGAGAAAGUUAUUAGGAGGGACACACGACGACGGCUUUGACCUACUUCCCAAAAGUCUCCAUCGAUGUCUCAAUAUGAUUGAUGGCAAGUACACAAAUGAAGGUACUAAGGUGGAAUUGAUAGGUAUUGCUAUCCAGAAAGACAAGUCGUAG
Messenger RNA from Komagataella phaffii GS115, 195 nucleotides. RefSeq lists its product as hypothetical. Bases 1 to 195 code for a protein of 64 amino acids. The record is from RefSeq and is a predicted model, not a curated record. NCBI's taxonomy places the organism in Eukaryota, Fungi, Ascomycota, Pichiomycetes, Pichiales, Pichiaceae. The transcript has a single exon.